GACCCCAGUGCAUAAUGUCUUAAACGUUAUAAGGUUUGCAAUAUGUAUUUGUUAUUCUAGCUGUUCAGUCGUUUCCUGUAAAGACGGAUGUUUUAUUUUGAAAAGGAAAGAACUCUUCACAUGUGAUGUCGAAAGGUAAUGAAAGGCGUAGCAAACAGCAGUGUAAGCUAAAGGAUUGACAGGAGAGGCAAACAAAGUAAGGAGAAAUCGGGAGAGUAAACAAGGAGUUUAGCUUCAGCUGAGAGAUGGCAACAAGCUCUUACGUUGGUCUGUAUGUAAUAUAAGCUGACGAAUAAAGGACAGAGACCAUCAGUUCAGGCUUACGUUUUCUUCAGCUGGAAGCUACAGUAAGAGCUUGACCACCCGACGCACGCCACUUGACGGAGUGAAAAGAUCUCAAGGUGCACGACUAUGAUGGCCAGUAGGUGGCAGCAAGUGGUCUGAAAACAAAGGCGAUAAAGGAAAAAAGAGGCUACACGGAAAAUGGACAACACACAAGCUUCAUCUGUGAGUCCUGAGGACAUUAAUGAACAGAUUGUUUGUUUACAAAGGGAAAUUCAAGAUCACAAAGACCUGCUUCAAAAUGCAACUGAAAAAACAAGGCAAGAAAUAAAAGAAACAAUUGACUCUAAAGAGAAAAUGCUGGCAGAUCUACAGUCUCAAGUCCAAAGCACUACAGAUGAACCUCGCCGCUCUGAACGCACCAGAAUACCAACAGAAAAAAUGCUUGCUUAUCAAACAGAAGAAGUAAGUAAAAAACAAAAAAGACUCAUCACCUUAUAUGAACAGUGGAAAAUACAAGUACGUGAAGCAAGAGAAAAACUAAAAUCAGACACAACUGAAGAACACCUGUCAUCACUUGCAGACAUUUUAGAAAAGGGAAAGGAUGACAUAAUGAAACUCUACACUGACAUAAGAGGUCAUGUAGCUCCAACAGUCAAUUUGAGACAAAAAAUUGAUGCAUGCGAAGCUGUAACUAGUGACAUCAUCAAAAUCAUAUAUAAGAGACUAACUGGUGUUGAUGGAGAUUUUGAUGCUGAAUAUGAAAGAUGUCGUUUACGCGAGCUGCUAGAUCGUGACUAUGCGCUCUCCAUUUAUGGUUCCACUGCAGCACAAUCCAGUAACACACAUCACUCCUCAGCUUCAUAUAUCGCAUCAAAACGGGCUGAUGCAGCAGCAGAACUGGCAGCAAAAGAAGCUGAAUACAACAUCGCGCUAGAGGAAAGAAAGCAAAGAGAAAAGAUAAAGGCUUUAGAAGAGCAACACAAGAGAGAACUUGAAAUCCAAAAAUCCGAAUUGGAGCGUCUGCAAGCUGAAAGGGAAGUGGAAGCAGCUCGAGCGAGAUUGGAAGCUUAUGACAGAGAAAUACUGCAAAUUAGUGAUGUCCAGUCAGUCAAAGGUGAGCAGAGGAGCCCAGAUUCUGUCCCUCAGCCUUCUGCAUCACACUCACCUAACAUAUCCACGUCAUCUGCAUCUCCUGCAGUUGCUCAACUAGCACAAGCCGUCCAGGACAGUAUAACACUGAGCAGACUUCCCAUGCCAGAACCAACAGUAUUCAGUGGCGAGCCAAUCCAUUUUAUUGAAUGGAAAACCUCCUUUAUGUCACUGAUAGACCAAAAGGGUAUUUCUACUGCUGAUAAACUUUAUUACUUGAAAAAAUAUGUCACUGGCCCCGCUCGCAAGUGCCUGGAAGGCACCUUCUUUAGAAAUGAUGAAGAAGCUUACCAAGAUGCCUGGAAAAAACUUAAUCAACGAUAUGGUCAGGCAUUUGUUAUUCAAAGAGCAUUUAGAGAGAAGCUAUCCAACUGGCCAAAGUUACAAUCCAAAGAUCCUGAGGGAUUAAGGAACUUUGCCGACUUUGUAAAUGCCUGCCUGCUAGCCAUGCCUCAUGUAAAAGGUUUGGAAAUACUGAACGACUGUGAGGAAAAUCAAAAACUGACACAAAAACUUCCUGACUGGGCAGCUGCCAGAUGGAACCGCCAUGUUACAAAGGCCUUAAUGGAAGGCAAAGAGUUUCCCAGUCUCAGUGACUUUGCUGCAUUUCUGUUGCUGGAAGCAGAAAUUGCCUGCAACCCAGUCACGUCCAUCUCUGCUCUCCAUUCAUCCGAGUCACGCAGUGAUAGAGGGAACCUGAAGGACACAAAAAGAAACAAGGCAAGUGUCUUUAACACCAAAACUCACAUCCACUCCACAAGUGUCCACACUUUAUGAAACGGUCACUAGCAGAGAAAAGGACACAUGUGAAGGACAAUAAGCUGUGUUAUGGCUGUUUGAAGCAAGGCCACAGUGCAAGGGACUGUCGACGCCGCCUCACAUGUGACACUUGUUUGAAAAGGCACCCUACCUGCCUUCAUGAUAACGGUUACAUCAAAGACACAAAGGGAGAAAGGCACGUGAGUGUAGAAAAUGCAUCACAAAGCAAUAUAUCAGAGAUAACCACUGCUGUGUCACUCAAUGUUGCUAGAGAUGGACAGACUGCCAGUACUUCAAUGAUUGUGCCAGUGUGGGUGUCAUCUAAUGCAAACCCAUAUAACGAAAAACUUGUCUAUGCCUUAUUAGACACUCAAAGCGACACUGCUUUCAUUGAUCAAGAACUGUGUCAUGAGCUUCAAGUGGGUGCAAGUCCAGUGAAACUGAAACUAACCACUAUGA
Molecule: messenger RNA, 2652 nt
Organism: Archocentrus centrarchus (flier cichlid)
Lineage: Eukaryota; Metazoa; Chordata; Actinopteri; Cichliformes; Cichlidae
Exons: 3
Coding region: 484-2211 (575 amino acids)
Source: RefSeq, a predicted model, not a curated record